This is a messenger RNA of Chinchilla lanigera (long-tailed chinchilla), 3572 nucleotides long. It is a transcript of the gene Catsperb, whose product is annotated as catsper channel auxiliary subunit beta. Gene Ontology annotation, cellular component: CatSper complex; cilium. The record is from RefSeq and is a predicted model, not a curated record. NCBI's taxonomy places the organism in Eukaryota, Metazoa, Chordata, Mammalia, Rodentia, Chinchillidae.
AGAACAGCCCGUGGUUCAGGCAGAGCAACGUGUGCAGCAUCCCCAAACCAGCGCAUGCGUGCUAUCACGCUCGCUCUUCGCCAGGCGCCCGCUACUGCCUGGUGUCCUACCGCCUAGUGUCCGCUACCCGCUGGCACCGCGCGGGCCACCUUAUCUCAGGGUCCGCCCUGCGCACAAUCCCCCGCCACUAACGCCUCACCUAGUUCCUGCCAAGAAUCUCUAUUCUGAAAUUUCACAAGGUGUGACCAGAUGGUAUCACCACUUAUAUAUGUUAUAAUUUUAUUUUUGAACAUGGAAUUUUCAUCAGGAAUAGGAGAUAAUAAAGGUGUUAUGAAGAAACAUUUUGUUUGUUCUAGCCAGGGGCUCCCCCAAACUGAUGAAACAAUGAAGUUGUAUCUUUCCUCAGAAAAUUUGAAAAUCCAAUGCUUUUUCCAAAUGGAGGAUGACCUUGUUUCCAGAGAAAUGCUAAGUACAUUCACAUCUGGAGGACUUGCUCCUACCUUGGAAAUCAUAAAUAGUACAUAUCAUGGCAUCUUCCACUUUAAUUUAACAUUGUUUAGUGAUCAGAUUUUCUGGUUAAUUGAUAUUCCAAGAGGAAACAUCACAAGCAACACAGAUAUUGCUUCUGUAGAAGAGUGGUUAGUAAAGAUCACUUUACAUCAAGGAUUAAAUAUUUAUGCUACUGAAGGAACUCUUCUGGAUAUUGUUCGAGAACCUAUUCUUCAAUGGAACCUUGGAGAUGAAAUGUCAUUAAAAGAGAUCAGUGAGUUAUAUCCACAUGUGAUAGAACUCCGAAUUACAAAGUGCCCCUGUGCCAAUGAUGUAGCAUUACUUGGCUUCGUUUUGAAUCCAACAUAUAAUGGUGUUUACAUAGGUCUAACCAAGUCUGGAUUUUGGCAUUAUAAUGAUACACUGUGGUAUAACAUGACAAAUAUCAUCUAUUCAAACCUUCGAAGAGAAUACACGGGACUAUCAGUGACGGAUAUGGUUUUAACAAAUCAUUUUUUAGUUCUCCUCACCUCUUUGGGUCUUUUUAUAAGUGGAGAUCUUCGUUAUCCAACAGCCAAAGACUUAAAACUUUCCAGGGCAGAAUUUUGUGGUUUUGAAAGGAUUGAUUAUAUCAAAGGAAAAUUAUGGUCUAACCAAAGAUGUUUUGCUAACAGAGAACACUUUGAAGUUGAUUAUGUUACUAUCACCUUUGACAGAAACAAGACCCUAAGUGAGGCAAGCUCUUGUUUUUAUAGUAAAGAACCAUUUCUUGAAUGGUUACCUUGCUUACCUCAUGUUGUCGAUGAUGCAAAAGAUACAUUUCCAAGUGAAGUAACAUUCCUUAUUGACCAAGAGCAUGAUACAGGAGUUUACCUUUUCUUUGACCAGCGCAAGAAAACUGUCACUGCCUCUGUGAACAUCUUGAAAGAUAACCAACCAAAUGUCACACCAAAAUUCCCACUGUUCCAUUUUCCUUCCUCCUUCUCUAAACCUACUGGAAUGGUGUUCCAUCCCCGAAGCCACUUUCUCUAUGCUUAUGGAAAUCAGGUAUGGCUUUCCAUGGAUGGCGGCAACAAUUUUAAAUUAAUAGGUGACUUUCAUGAUGAUAUAAUAAGGAGGACUUAUCAUUGUUUUUAUACUUCAGAUAUUACUCUUAUUUCCCAAAGUGGAAAGGUUUACUUGACGAAGGCAGGACUAGAGACAUAUAGUGAAAUUGGAAUUGUUACUGAUCAAGUUUUCACAUUAUACUAUGAUCACUUAGGAUUCAUACAUAAACUGACUCCAGAUCACUUUGAAUCCUCUGAAAACUCUAGAAUGUUUGGAAAGGUUCCUGAUAUGGGCUUUGAAACUGCCCUUGCUUUGCAGUAUAUCUCCCCUGAUGAGGUGAUCUUUUUUGCAUAUGUACCUCCAAAUGAACCUCAGAGAACUGUACACACCAAGAAGUUCAAUAAUAUACACUUUGGAAAACUGAUACACUCCAGUAAAACUGGAACAGCAUACAUCAGAAAGAUAUUGCAACAUGAAACUCCUAGAGAAUUUUUAUCCUCAAUUAUUGCAGAAAUUAUACAGCCUUUUGGAGUAGAAGAAGUGAAGGACAGCUCUUGUUUGUCAAGUUCUCUUUCCAUUAUUGAAGAAACUAGAAAGCCCUCCUAUAAACUUACUCUUGAUUUACAAACUGUUAAUGCCUUGUUUCAAGCUACAGAUAUAGAGAAAACUGUGGUGAUUCCUGGUUACAGCAGCUUCUUGAUCACAGAAAUUCUAGAUGAUAAGAAUGCUUUAGCUAUUGCUACUAUGCCAGCAAUAGCACCCAACAAUGUAACCUUUUCAAAGGGCAACUGGUUCUUAUACAACUUUGGGCAAAGGAAUGGACGAACAUGGAACAUAUACUCAAAACCAUGUCAUUAUUUGCUUCAACAACUUGAUAAUUCACCAACUCUGAAUGCUGUGAAAUACAUUGAUCUGGGAAGCUCUCAGACUUUAGAAGUUAAGGUCAUAUCUAAUAAAAAAGGACAAGAGCCCAGAAACAAAAAAAUGGCUACAUCGUUGGCGCCCAACGUGGGACUCACUUCUCUAUGGAGAGGUCUCAAAGCACGUCAAGUCCCAACUCUGAAAGUAUUGGUUGGAAACCCAGAGUUGCUGGAAGUUAAAGUCGAAGGCUCUUUUGAUUAUGCUGAUAAUUAUCUAAUGAAGAUUUCUGUUACUAGCAAAUCUUUUCGUCAAGGUUCCACUUCACUAGCAUUGAUUAUCUGGGGAGCAUCCAAUGAGUGCUUUGUGACAACGCUGGUGCCAACUUUGAAAAGCAGCUGUAGCUAUCUCACAUCUAUGCAUCAUGUUCCUAGGCAACGUAUUCCGUACGAAGACUGGAUUAGUGGAGUUCACAAAGACAGUCAGGGUUUUAAUCUGAUCAAAACUUUGCCGGUAAAUUACAGGCCUCCAUCUAUUAUGGGAAUUGCUAUUCCACUCACAGAUAAUUUUUAUCAUGCAGAUCCUAGUAAGCCCAUACCAAGAAAUCUAUUCUACAGGUCAAAGGUUCCUCGUUUUAAGUUUCCGGUUAUACAAUAUCCGAUUUCAUUGGAAAUGUUCAGUGACAAUAAACUUGUUCCAGUGAAACCUCCAUAUUUGGUUACUGUAACUGAAGUGAACAUGAGGAAAAACUGGCAGCUAAAACACACUAUACCAGAAAAUAUGAAAAAAAUAAAAAAUUACUUAGAACCAAUUCUUCGUACUUCAGUGUAUAAUCCCUCAGGUCUCAAUUUAAGUAUAAAGGGCUCUGAGCUUUUUCACUUCAGAGUGUCCAUCAUUCCAGGGGUCACUUUUUGUAACUUAGUUGAAGAAUUUCAGAUAUAUGUUGACGAAGUACCACUGCCAUUUCUAGGACAUACACUUAUUGCUGUUGCAGCAGCCUUCCUGCUAGGGGGAUUAAUUUUUACAGCAUUUAUGCUUCGACUGUAUAAUAUCCACCCAUGGAGGGCAUUGCAGAGAUGGAUUAGAAGAAAAAAAUCGAAUGUAUCAAAUACCCCUCUCACUUAGCUGGCUUACAGAUGAAAGUCUGGAUAGUGAAUAAAUGAUAACCCAAAAUUCUC